Messenger RNA from Eptesicus fuscus (big brown bat), 7505 nucleotides. RefSeq names its product myosin XVIIIA (gene MYO18A). Bases 142 to 6309 code for a protein of 2055 amino acids. Gene Ontology annotation, biological process: DNA metabolic process. Gene Ontology annotation, molecular function: DNA binding; cytoskeletal motor activity; protein binding. The record is from RefSeq and is a predicted model, not a curated record. Lineage: Eukaryota; Metazoa; Chordata; Mammalia; Chiroptera; Vespertilionidae. The transcript has 42 exons. Gene Ontology annotation, cellular component: myosin complex.
CCGGGGCCGCUGGAUGCCGCGUCUCCGCUUCUGCUGCCUGCCGGGCCGGCUCCGGCGGUCGCAGCAAGGUGGAACACAAAGGCCCUGUGCUGAGCACCCAUAAUCCUCUGGGGGUACCCCCCCUAAAACAGCACCCCCACCAUGUUUAAUCUAAUGAAGAAAGACAAGGACAAAGAUGGAGGGCGGAAGGAGAAGAAGGAGAAAAAGGAGAAGAAGGAGCGGAUGUCAGCAGCCGAGCUGAGGAGCCUGGAGGAGAUGAGCCUGAGACGCGGCUUCUUCAACCUGAACCGCUCCUCCAAGCGUGAAUCGAAGAUGCGCCUGGAGAUCUCCAACCCCAUCCCCAUCAAGGUGGCCAGCGGCUCCGACCUGCACCUGACGGACAUUGACUCCGACAGCAACAGGGGCAGCGUCAUCCUGGACUCGGGCCACCUCAGCACAGCCAGCUCCAGCGAUGACCUCAAGGGUGAGGAAGGCAGUUUCCGGGGCUCUGUGCUGCAGCGGGCGGCCAAGUUCGGCUCCCUGGCCAAGCAGAACUCCCAGAUGAUUGUCAAGCGCUUCUCCUUCUCCCAGCGGAGCCGGGAUGAGAGUGCCUCUGAGACCUCCACCCCCUCGGAGCACUCUACUGCCCCGUCUCCACAGGUGGAGGUGAGGACUCUGGAGGGACAACUGGUGCAGCAUCUCGGCCCGGGCCACCCUCGACCAGGGCCCCGGUCCCAAGUCCCUGAGCUGGUGACUAAAAGGUUUCCGGCUGACCUGCGCUUGCCCCCCGUGGUGCCCCCACCACCCCCUGCCCUCCGGGAGCUGGAGCUGCAACGAAGGCCCACUGGAGACUUCGGCUUCUCCCUGCGGCGCACAACCAUGCUUGAUCGGGGCCCCGAGGGCCAGGUCUAUCGGAGGGUGGUUCACUUUGCUGAGCCUGGUGCGGGCACCAAGGACCUGGCCCUGGGGCUGGUGCCAGGUGAUCGUCUGGUGGAGAUUAAUGGGCACAACGUGGAGAGCAAGUCCCGGGAUGAGAUUGUGGAGAUGAUCCGGCAGUCCGGGGACAGCGUGCGGCUCAAGGUGCAACCCAUCCCAGAGCUCAGUGAGCUCAGCCGGAGCUGGCUGCGGAGUGGCGAGGGACCCCGCAGGGAGCCGGCCGAUGUGAAGACAGAAGAGCAGAUUGCAGCGGAGGAGGCCUGGCACGAGACAGAGAAGGUGUGGCUGGUCCAUAAGGAUGGCUUCUCUCUGGCCAGUCAGCUCAAAUCCCAGGAGCUCAGCUUGCCCGAGGGGAAGGUGCGCGUGAAGCUGGACCACGAUGGAGCCAUCCUGGAUGUGGAUGAGGACGAUGUGGAGAAGGCCAAUGCCCCCUCCUGCGACCGUCUAGAGGACCUGGCCUCGCUCGUGUACCUCAAUGAGUCCAGUGUCGUGCACACCCUGCGCCAGCGCUACGGCGCCAGCCUGCUGCACACGUACGCCGGCCCCAGCCUGCUGGUCCUCAGCCCCCGUGGGGCCCCCGCUGUGUACUCCGAGAAGGUGAUGCACAUGUUCAAGGGGUGCCGGCGGGAGGACAUGGCACCCCACAUCUAUGCCGUGGCCCAGACGGCAUACAGGGCAAUGCUGAUGAGCCGUCAGGACCAGUCCAUCGUCCUCCUGGGCAGCAGUGGCAGUGGCAAGACCACCAGCUGCCAGCACCUGGUGCAAUACCUGGCCACCGUCGCAGGCACCAGCGGGAACAAGGUGUUUUCUGUGGACAAGUGGCAGGCUCUGUACACCCUGCUGGAGGCCUUUGGAAACAGCCCCACCAUCAUGAAUGGCAACGCCACCCGCUUCUCCCAGAUCCUCUCCCUAGACUUUGACCAGGCUGGCCAGGUGGCCUCGGCCUCCAUUCAGACGAUGCUUCUGGAGAAACUGCGCGUGGCUCGGCGCCCGGCCAGCGAGGCCACGUUCAACGUCUUCUACUACCUGCUGGCCUGUGGGGAUGGCACCCUCAGGACAGAGCUCCACUUGAACCACUUGGCCGAGAACAACGUGUUCGGGAUUGUGCCCCUGGCCAAGCCGGAGGAGAAGCAGAAGGCAGCUCAGCAGUUCAGUAAGCUGCAGGCGGCCAUGAAGGUGCUGGGCAUCUCCCCCGACGAGCAGAAAGCCUGCUGGCUCAUCCUGGCUGCCAUCUACCACCUGGGGGCUGCGGGAGCCACCAAAGAAGCUGCUGAAGCUGGGCGCAAGCAGUUUGCCCGCCACGAGUGGGCCCAGAAGGCCGCGUACCUGUUGGGCUGCAGCCUGGAGGAGCUCUCCUCAUCCAUCUUCAAGCACCAGCACAAGGGCGGCACCCUGCAGCGCUCCACCUCCUUCCGCCAGGGCCCCGAGGAGAGCGGCCUGGGAGAUGGUACAGGCCCCAAACUGAGUGCGCUGGAGUGCUUAGAGGGCAUGGCGUCUGGCCUCUACAGCGAGCUCUUCACCCUUCUUGUCUCUCUGGUGAACAGGGCUCUCAAGUCCAGCCAGCACUCACUCUGCUCUAUGAUGAUUGUGGAUACUCCGGGCUUCCAGAACCCUGAGCAGGGCGGGGCGGCCCGAGGAGCCUCCUUCGAGGAGCUGUGCCACAACUACGCCCAGGACCGGCUGCAGAGGCUCUUCCACGAGCGCACCUUUGUGCAGGAGCUGGAAAGAUACAAGGAGGAGAACAUCGAGCUGGCGUUUGACGACUUGGAGCCGGCCACGGACGAUUCUGUUUCUGCCGUGGACCAAGCCUCCCAUCAGACCCUGGUCCGCUCAUUGGCCCGCACAGACGAGGCCAGGGGCCUGCUGUGGCUGCUAGAGGAGGAGGCUCUGGUGCCAGGGGCCACUGAGGAGGCCCUCCUGGAACGCCUUUUCUCCUACUAUGGCCCCCAGGAAGGUGACAAAAAAGGCCAAAGCCCCCUCCUGCGCAGCAGCAAACCACGCCAUUUUCUCCUGGGCCACAGCCAUGGCACCAACUGGGUGGAGUACAAUGUGGCUGGCUGGCUGAGCUACACCAAGCAGAACCCGGCUACCCAGAAUGCCCCCCGGCUCCUGCAGGACUCCCAGAAGAAGAUCAUCAGCAACCUGUUCCUGGGCCGGGCGGGCAGCGCCACGGUGCUCUCGGGCUCCAUCGCGGGCCUGGAGGGAGGCUCGCAGCUGGCGCUGCGCCGGGCCACCAGCAUGCGGAAGACCUUCACCACGGGCAUGGCGGCUGUCAAGAAGAAGUCACUGUGCAUCCAGAUUAAGCUGCAGGUGGAUGCCCUCAUUGACACCAUCAAGAAGUCGAAGCUGCAUUUCGUGCACUGCUUCCUGCCGGUGGCCGAGGGCUGGGCCGGGGAGCCCCGGUCUGCCUCCUCCCGCCGGGUCAGCAGCAGCAGCGAGCUGGACCUGCCUUCAGGAGACCACUGCGAGGCCGGGCUCCUGCAGCUGGACGUGCCCCUGCUCCGCGCCCAGCUGCGUGGCUCCCGCCUGCUUGACGCCAUGCGCAUGUACCGCCAAGGUUACCCUGACCACAUGGUUUUUUCUGAGUUCCGCCGCCGCUUUGAUGUCCUGGCCCCACACCUGACCAAGAAACACGGGCGCAACUACAUCGUCGUGGAUGAAAGGCGGGCGGUGGAGGAGCUGCUGGAGUCCUUGGACCUGGAGAAGAGCAGCUGCUGCAUGGGCCUGAGCCGGGUGUUCUUCCGGGCAGGCACGUUGGCACGGCUAGAGGAGCAACGGGACGAGCAAACCAGCAGGAACCUGACCCUGUUCCAGGCGGCGUGCAGGGGCUACCUGGCCCGGCAGCACUUCAAGAAGAAAAAGAUCCAGGACCUGGCCAUCCGCUGUGUGCAGAAGAACAUCAAGAAGAACAAAGGGGUGAAGGACUGGCCCUGGUGGAAGCUCUUCACCACCGUGCGACCCCUCAUUGAGGUGCAGCUGUCCGAGGAGCAGAUCCGGAGCAAAGACGAGGAGAUCCAGCAGCUGCGGAGCAAGCUUGAGAAAGUGGAGAAGGAGCGGAAUGAGCUGCGGCUCAACAGUGACCGGCUGGAGACCCGGAUCUCAGAGCUGACAUCGGAGCUGACAGAUGAACGUAACACGGGAGAGUCCGCCUCCCAGCUGCUGGACGCGGAGACUGCGGAGAGGCUCCGAGCUGAGAAGGAGAUGAAGGAGCUGCAGACCCAGUACGAUGCACUGAAGAAGCAAAUGGAGGUGAUGGAAAUGGAGGUGAUGGAGGCCCGUCUUAUCCGGGCAGCCGAGAUCAACGGGGAAGUGGACGAUGAUGAUGCAGGUGGCGAGUGGCGCCUGAAGUAUGAGCGAGCUGUGCGGGAGGUGGACUUCACCAAGAAGCGGCUCCAGCAGGAGUUUGAGGACAAGCUGGAGGUGGAGCAGCAGAACAAGAGGCAGCUGGAGAGGCGGCUCGGGGAUCUGCAGGCCGAUAGUGAGGAGAGCCAGCGGGCCCUGCAGCAGCUCAAGAAGAAGUGCCAGCGGCUGACGGCUGAGCUGCAGGACACCAAACUGCACCUGGAGGGCCAGCAGGUCCGCAACCACGAGCUGGAGAAGAAGCAGAGGAGGUUUGACAGCGAGCUCUCGCAGGCCCACGAGGAGGCUCAGCGGGAGAAGCUGCAGCGGGAGAAGCUGCAGCGAGAGAAGGACAUGCUCCUCGCCGAGGCUUUCAGCCUGAAACAGCAGCUGGAGGAAAAAGACAUGGACAUUGCAGGGUUCACACAGAAGGUCAUCUCCCUGGAGGCUGAGCUCCAGGACAUUUCCUCCCAAGAGUCCAAGGAUGAAGCCUCUCUGGCCAAGGUCAAGAAACAGCUCCGGGACCUGGAGGCCAAGGUCAAGGACCAGGAAGAGGAACUGGAUGAGCAGGCGGGGACCAUCCAGAUGCUGGAACAGGCCAAGCUGCGACUCGAGAUGGAGAUGGAGCGGAUGAGACAGACCCAUUCCAAGGAGAUGGAAAGUCGGGAUGAGGAGGUGGAGGAGGCCCGGCAGUCGUGUCAGAAGAAGUUAAAACAAAUGGAAGUGCAGCUUGAGGAGGAAUAUGAGGACAAGCAGAAGGUGCUGCGAGAGAAGCGGGAACUGGAGAGCAAGCUCGCCACGCUCAGUGACCAGGUGAGCCAGCGGGACUUUGAGUCAGAGAAGCGGCUCCGGAAAGACCUGAAGCGCACCAAGGCCCUGUUGGCUGACGCCCAGAUCAUGCUGGACCACCUGAAGAACAACGCGCCCAGCAAGAGGGAGAUCGCCCAGCUGAAGAACCAGCUGGAGGAGUCCGAGUUCACCUGCGCAGCCGCCGUGAAAGCACGCAAAGCAAUGGAGGUGGAGAUCGAAGACCUGCACCUGCAGAUUGAUGACAUCGCCAAAGCCAAGACAGCGCUGGAGGAGCAGCUGAGCCGCCUUCAGCGUGAGAAGAACGAGAUCCAGAACCGGCUGGAGGAGGAUCAGGAAGACAUGAAUGAGCUGAUGAAGAAGCACAAGGCAGCUGUGGCUCAGGCCUCCCGGGACCUGGCUCAGAUGAAUGACCUCCAGGCUCAGCUAGAAGAAGCCAACAAGGAGAAGCAAGAGCUGCAGGAGAAGCUACAAGCCCUCCAGAGCCAAGUGGAGUUCCUGGAGCAGUCGAUGGUGGACAAGUCCCUGGUGAGCAGACAGGAAGCCAAGAUCCGAGAGCUGGAGACACGCCUGGAGUUCGAAAGGACCCAAGUGAAGCGGCUGGAGAGCCUGGCGAGCCGGCUCAAGGAGAACAUGGAGAAGCUGACUGAGGAGCGGGAUCAGCGCACAGCAGCUGAGAACCGGGAGAAGGAGCAGAACAAGAGGCUGCAGCGGCAGCUCCGGGACACCAAGGAGGAGAUGGGCGAGCUGGCCAGGAAGGAGGCUGAGGCAAGCCGCAAGAAGCACGAACUGGAAAUGGAUCUGGAGAGUCUGGAGGCUGCUAACCAGAGCCUGCAGGCCGAUCUAAAACUGGCAUUCAAGCGCAUCGGGGACCUGCAGGCCGCCAUUGAGGAUGAGAUGGAGAGCGAUGAGAAUGAGGACCUCAUCAACAGUUUGCAGGACAUGGUGACAAAAUAUCAGAAAAGAAAAAAUAAACCCGAGGGCGACUCAGAUGUGGACUCGGAGCUGGAGGACCGGGUCGACGGGGUCAAGUCGUGGUUGUCGAAAAACAAGGGGCCCUCUUCCAAGGCAACUUCCGACGACGGCAGCUUGAAGAGUUCCAGCCCCACCAGCUACUGGAAGUCCCUUGCCCCUGACCGGUCAGAUGAAGAGCACGACCCUGUUGACGGCACCUCCAGGCCCCGACACUCCCACAGCUACCCGAGUGACAGCGACACAGAGGCCAAGCCAACGGAGACCGACGCGUAGCCUCCCACCCCGUGGGCUGCCGCCGCCACGGCACCUCUCCCCGGAAAGAGCGGGGCACAGGUCUCCCCACCCGACUGCUGAUCGGCAGGAGACACACCUGACCCUCUGGGGUCAGGCUGUGGGGUCUGAUGUCUCCACAUGGAAGAGGCGGGGGAAGAGGAGUUUCUGAUAAGAGAACUUUUUGCUCCUUCCGCCUCCAACAUGCCACACUCUUGGCUUCGACCUUGGGCCACUGUGGGCGGUGGCAGGUGGCUUAGCACUGCAUGGAGCCAGCAAGUUGACCUCCAUCUCAGCCCUCUGCUCAGGGACGGUGGACAGCUCGCCUACUGGGACAUUCUCGGUUGCUGGGUCCAUGGGGCGGAGUUGGGGGCUGGAACAGCAAUUCCUUCCCCCUGGCUUGGGGUGAGGGCUUUCCCUUCUCAGUGCCUGCUGUCUUUUUACUUUUUAAUUUAAAUACCCAACCUCUCCAUCACAGCUGCAUCCCUGAGAGUGGCAGCUGGGGCCCCAGGACGACUAGGGGAAUUCCGUCUCCAUGUUCACUUCGGAGAGCAGCCCUUUCUCUGUGCAGCUGGAGAGACGGCUAAGCAGAGCUUCCAGGUGCUUCUGGGUUUGGACUGAGCAAACCUACAUAGACAGGGGUGCGUAUGUACCAUCCGGAACAUCCAGCCCCUCCUCCUCGUCAGCUCGUCAAGUGUGUUAAGUACAAUGACCUAUUUAAAAGUAAACCCAUUCCACCUACACCAGUUUGGGGCUUAACCAAGCACUGUCUCCCUCCCGCUCUGUCCAAGUUGCCUGGGCCAUAAGCUCAACUUGAGAGGGAAGGCCUUGGGUUGAGGACUUGUGAUCAGAAAAACUAAAGCUGCAAGUUUUGGUCAGUCCUGAUAUGUAUUAGACACGGGUCCUCACCCUGUGUCCUGAGCCUAAGUCAUUUUUCUUCUUCCAAUCACCCUCUCCCCCCGCACCCCCGACAUACAAACACUUAUCCUAGACUUGACAACAUGUGGCCUGACAGUCCCAGCCCCGACCCUAAAGGUCAUCCCUCCAACAUCGUCAAACUUGGGGGCCCAAGGGCAGUGCCUGGCGCCGCUGCCAUCUGCUGUCCCCUCUCCUCUCCUGCAAUUGGUUUGUAUUCAUUGGGCUGUGCUCUCUCUUCCCUGAUUACCUGAUGUAUGGAAAUAAACGUCCUUUUCCUCCUG